Molecule: messenger RNA, 5059 nt
Organism: Aphidius gifuensis
Lineage: Eukaryota; Metazoa; Arthropoda; Insecta; Hymenoptera; Braconidae
Gene: YME1L
Product: ATP-dependent zinc metalloprotease YME1L
Exons: 5
Coding region: 245-2473 (742 amino acids)
Biological process (GO): protein quality control for misfolded or incompletely synthesized proteins; mitochondrion organization
Cellular component (GO): mitochondrial inner membrane
Molecular function (GO): ATP-dependent peptidase activity; ATP binding; ATP hydrolysis activity
Source: RefSeq, a predicted model, not a curated record
ACUGGUAUUUUUACAUCUCUAAUAGGGAAGAACAGGGAAGAAAAAAAAAACUAAAAAAAAAAACAGAGUGAAAAAGAGAUUGAGAGCGAUAAGGGAGGCUGCUUGAAGGUCGUUGAGUGUUGGAAAUUACAAAAUAAGUGCAGUAAAUAAAUAAAAAAACUGUCAAGAGUGAUAAAUAAUAGAUAUAACAGUGGAGAAAAAAAAAUUUCGUUUAUUUUGACUAAACAGUAAAAAUUCUGUUCAAAUGAUUACCCUACAGUCUCAUAACCAGGUGCUGUACCAUCUGACUCAACUAACGUCAGCUUUUACGCCAAGAACAUCAACGUACACAACAAGAGUCAAGAAACAACAUCAAGCCACAGCAACAAAAACUAUCAAUCAUAUAUGCUCAAAAAAUUUCGUUAAAAAUAGCACAGCUUCACUUGAAAAUUUAGAUGUUCACACUGUUUUAGAAACACGACAUUUAAACGGUCAUGACAUCAACGUAAUAACAUCAAAACAAAUAAAUCAUGUACCUAGAUCGAUUGAUGCUCAUGACGGCUGGAAGAUAUCCUAUAUUUCUGGCUCAACAUUUGAUGAUAAUAAACGUGGAUUAUUAAACUCUCUCAAUGGUUCAAAAAAUUAUUUUGGGUUAUCAAAUAAUAAUUUUUACGCGACUACAUUACUUGCUAACGAUAUAAUAGCACGUGGAUUCAAAACACAAAGAAAUGUCACAGCUGAGAUUGCAAGAAAUCCAUCAAUGGCUGGACGAUUUCGUUCUUGGAUUGGUCUUUCAAAAUUUGCUGAUGAAAAGCCCAAAGCAACAAUUGAACGAACUGAUUUGGAAAAUUUACGAAGUAUUUUAAAUAAUACUAAUUUAUCAAUUGAGGACAAAAAGCAUGUGAAAGUUGCAUUUGCCGAAGGUUAUCUUGCUGGAAAUGAUCGUAAAGUACCUGGACGUGGAUUCAAAUGGCUAAGACUCAUCCAACAAUUCACAAUGACUGUUGUAGCAUUUGUUAUUUUAUUAUCAAUUUUAGCAAGUACCAAUGGUGGUAGUAUGUUCAGAAUACCACUUGGAAGUCAUGCUGCAGUUGACCCUGAAGAAAUUAACGUAACCUUUGAUGAUGUUAAAGGUGUUAAUGAAGCAAAACAAGAGUUAGCUGAUGUUGUUGAAUUUUUAAAAAAUCCAGAUAAGUUUUCAGCUUUGGGUGGCCGUCUUCCAAAAGGUGUUCUCUUGGUAGGUCCUCCCGGAACUGGAAAAACUCUGCUAGCACGUGCUGUUGCUGGUGAAGCUAAAGUGCCAUUUUUUCAUGCAGCUGGUCCAGAGUUUGAUGAAAUAUUAGUAGGUCAGGGAGCACGACGUGUGCGUGAUUUAUUUAAAGCAGCCAAAGAACGAGCUCCAUGUGUUGUAUUUAUUGAUGAAAUUGAUUCUGUUGGUGGUAAAAGAACAACGUCUGUUAUUCAUCCAUAUGCAAAUCAAACAAUAAAUCAGUUGCUUACUGAGAUGGAUGGUUUUCAACAUCAUGAGGGCGUUAUUGUAUUAGGAGCAACAAAUCGGCGUGAUGAUUUAGAUGCUGCUCUUCGACGUCCUGGACGUUUUGAUAUUGAAGUAUACGUUCACAAACCUGAUUUAAAUGGUAGAAAAGAAAUUCUUGGAUUAUAUUUAGCUAAAGUAUUAACAAAAACACUUGAUAUUGAAUCACUUGCACGAUCAACAAUGGGUUUCACUGGUGCUGAUAUUGAAACAAUGGUUAAUCAAGCUGCUUUACGUGCAGCAAUUGAAGGUGCUGAUCAUGUGACAAUGGAGCAUUUAGAAAAAGCACGUGAAAAAGUUCUUCUUGGGCCAGAAUUAAAAGGACGAAUGCCAGAUAAAGAAGAAACAAAAAUAACAGCCUAUCACGAGGCUGGUCAUGCACUUGUUGGUUAUUACAGUAAAGACGGUCAUGCUCUAACCAAAGUUACAGUCAUACCACGAGCUGGAAGCCUUGGUCACACGAGUUAUGUACCUAAAAAAGAUGUUUAUCACGUUACCAAGAGUCAAUUACUUGCUACUAUGGAUGCAAUGAUGGGUGGCCGUGCAGCUGAAGAAUUAAUAUUUGGACCUGAUAAAGUUACAACUGGAGCAUCCAGUGAUCUUCAGAGAGCAACAGAAAUUGCUGAGACAAUGGUUAAAAAUUAUGGUAUGUCUGAGAAAGUUGGUGUCAGGGCAGAAAGAGAAUCAAAUAACAACGAAAGUGGAUCAGAUUAUAGUCCCAAUACUACAGAACUCAUUGAUGGAGAAGUCAAGCGUUUAUUACAGGAAUCUUAUGAGCGUGCUAAAAAUAUUUUAAAGACUCAUGCGAAGGAACACAAAUUAUUGGCUGAAUCGCUUAUUAAAUAUGAAACACUUGAUGUCGAAGAUGUUAAAGCAAUUUUAACUGGUAAAAAAUCACCAGCCGAAACAAUUACCGACAAACCAAGACCGAUUGUUGAUGUUCCAACGAUUGUCAUCUAAUAUCCGAGACUGAAGUGAUUUUUCUUUUUCGUUCGUUGAUUAAGUAAUUAAAAUAUAAAAAUACAUCAGAUACAUCUCAAACGAAAAUUAAUAAACAACAUAAAAUAAAUAAAUUUAUAUUGAUAUGAAAAAGUUUGUGUGCAAAUAAUGAUUUAUUUGCGAUCUUAAUCAUAUUACUUUUUCAAUAUAUUGUAUAUUAUUGUAAUGGUUUUGACUUAAACUAGAUAAAUUCGUAGUAAACAUUUCAUCACAAAUUGCUUUUUUUAGAAAAAUUUUAACAAUUAUUGUGAGGACAUGUUUGUGAAAAGAUAAAUAAAAAUAACAAAAAAUGUUUUGUACAGUAAAUAGAAAUACAAGUGUUGAUUCGAUAUUUUUUUUUUUUCUUUUUUUUUCUUCAUUUGUUUGAAAAAAAUAAUAAACUUAAAUGAUUCAAUCUAUCUAUUAUGACUGAAACAAUUGAAAGUUCUUGGAUAGGCCAUACAAUGUUAAUAUAUAUUAAUUCAUUGAUCAAUAUUGUAAUUAUUAAUUAUACAAAAUUAUAUAUAUAUAUUAUACAUGCGUAUUUAUUUCAUAUAUAUAUAUAUAUAUAUAUGUAAUUCCUAUCUAUAGAUAAAAAUUUUUUUUUUUUCUUUUAACUAGUACAUGUAAACUUGUUAAACAUUUGUGUAAUAGGUAUACUUCUGAAUAUGAUAUCUUAUAACCGAUUUGUCAUAAUAUAAAUAUUGCCAGUAAAAUUUGAUUCGUAUCAAUAUAAAAAUAAAAUAAAAAAACUACCAAGGAUUUCAACUUUCGAAAAUUUCGAAAUUAUAUUACAAAAAUUCAAAGAAAAAAAAUACAGAAAAAGGUGGAAAGGUACACAUUAUGUACAUGCGCGUACAAGACAUACUGAUACAUAAGCGAAUAAAUAUCACAGUUUUACUAAAUUAUUAUAAAGUAAAAAAACAAUGAUAGUUUUUAUUAACUAGUCAAAUUGACAAGAAAAACCUAUUGCCUUUUUUUUCAAGUUUUUAUUUCUAUUAAAAAGAUAAUUUUUGCAAGAUUUAAAGAAUCAAAAAAGAAAUCAUAUUAAGCAGUUAAAUGAUCAUAAAUGAUAAAAUCAUUGUUUUUUUUUCGUAAUAUGUAUAAAAGUCUACAAGUAUACAAUUUUAUCGGGAUCCAGUGAUAGAUAAAAACAUUCGUACAAUUUUUAUUAGUAUAAAAUUUUCAUGUAAACUAGUCACUUUUUUUUCUACUAUUGGCUUUUAUUUAAAAUUGUUAUUUUAGGUUCAUUAUAUGUAGCUAUUUUUAAGCAACGGCUUCAUAUAUUAUUUUAUAGAAAACCUGUAAAUCCUUGAUCACAUCACAAAAAUAUUAACAACAGUAGUAAUAUAAAUUUAUUCUUAUCAAGUUUUGUUGAAUUUCUUUGUGGUUUUCGAGAAAAAAAAAAGUUUGACCUAGUGUUUCAUAUAUCAUAUCAAUAUUUCAUUUUAUUCUGUUUUGAUAAAGUAAGAAUUAAUAUAAUAAAUCAAAUCAAAUGGUGAAACUAUCGUUGAGUUAAUUGCAUUUUUAUCUACGGAAUACAUAAUUCUUUUUCUUAUAUAAUUGUUAAGCCUAUCAACUUUUUUUUUAAUUAUUGUUUUUAUUAAUAAUACUAUUGAUACGAAUCCCGAUAACAUGGUUAUAUAGAAUAAGACAUUGCUAGUACGUUUGUGCGUGUAAAUUAUUUUUAUAUAUUGUUUUUUUUUUAUUUUACAAAUUUCUUUUCUUUUUUUUUCAAUUCGUGCACGAUUAUUGAUAAAACAAGAACGAUAUAAUUUAGAAUAUUCAGAUGGAAAAACAUACAUGGGAUUAAAAUUUUUUUUAAUCAAUAUUUUGUAAUCUCACUAAAUUUCAUCCGUCCGAAGCUUGACUUUAAAAAAAUUAAUACUUUUUUGGUACAUUGUUCGAAUGUUUGCGCUCAUUAUUAAAUAAUUUAGAUAUUUUCUUUUUUUUUGCUUUUUUUUCUUUCCUUUAUUAAGAAAGAAAAUAAAUAAAUAUACAAAUUGCAAUAAUUCAACUGGGAAUUUUUUUUUUUUUAUAAUUGUCAACGAGUUUUGAUAAAAUAACAUUUAAUUUUUUUUUUUCUUUGAAAAAAUUGUUUAAAUCAACUUUGUAUUACGUCAUAAAGUUAACAUAUUAUUUAGAUUACAUUUUUUUUUUAUAUAUAUAGACUUGUCAAAUUGCACGAGAAAAUGUAAAUGUCAUUAUCAAACAUUAUGGCAAUUCGCAUUUUUUACAUGGAAAUUAUAUUUAAAAAAACGUUAUGCUCCCUUUGUUAUCACCAGUAUAAAUAGGGGCUAAAUAAUAAUACAUAUCAUAAUAAUGCAUUUAACGAGCUGCCAGUAGACAUUUCGUUUCAAUGAGCUAUAAAAUAGUUUGUACAAAAUAAACCAGAUUAAAAAUUGUGGUGUUCUGGUCGGUCUAAUUUUUUUUUUUUUUUUUCUUCUUUUUCUCCUUCAUUAUAAAUUUCAUCUUAUAUUUGUAUUAUUAUUUUUAGGUCUGUUUAUUUAAAAACAUUAAUCGAUAACAAAAACGACAAAACAAGCAUUCAUCAUAUCAUUGUUGUUC